Messenger RNA from Scheffersomyces stipitis CBS 6054, 1488 nucleotides. RefSeq names its product aldehyde dehydrogenase (NAD(P)(+)) (gene ALD5). The record is from RefSeq and is a predicted model, not a curated record. Gene Ontology annotation, molecular function: aldehyde dehydrogenase (NAD+) activity. Lineage: Eukaryota; Fungi; Ascomycota; Pichiomycetes; Serinales; Debaryomycetaceae. The transcript has a single exon. Bases 1 to 1488 code for a protein of 495 amino acids.
AUGUCCUUGCCAUUGUUCGUUCCCAUCAAAUUGCCAAACGGCACUACCUAUGAGCAGCCUACCGGUUUGUUCAUCAACAACGAGUUUGUCCAGUCCAAGUCCAAGAAGACCUUUGGAACUGUUUCUCCUUCUACUGAAGAAGAGAUCACCCAAGUCUACGAAGCCUUCUCCGAAGAUAUCGAUGAUGCCGUUGAAGCUGCUACUGCUGCUUUCCACUCAUCGUGGUCUACUUCCGACCCUCAAGUCAGAAUGAAGGUUCUCUACAAAUUGGCUGACUUGAUCGACGAACACGCCGACACUUUGGCCCACAUUGAAGCUCUUGAUAACGGUAAGUCGUUGAUGUGUUCCAAGGGUGACGUUGCUUUGACUGCCGCCUACUUCAGAUCCUGUGCUGGCUGGACCGACAAGAUUAAGGGUUCUGUUAUCGAAACUGGUGACACCCACUUUAACUACACCAGAAGAGAACCAAUUGGUGUUUGUGGCCAGAUCAUCCCAUGGAACUUCCCAUUGUUGAUGGCUUCCUGGAAGUUAGGACCAGUCCUUUGUACCGGUUGCACCACUGUUUUGAAGACUGCUGAAUCGACUCCUUUGUCUGCUCUUUACUUGGCUUCUUUGAUCAAGGAAGCCGGUGCUCCACCUGGUGUUGUCAAUGUUGUUUCCGGUUUCGGUCCAACUGCCGGUGCUCCAAUCUCUUCUCACCCAAAGAUCAAGAAGGUUGCCUUCACUGGUUCUACCGCUACCGGUAGACACAUCAUGAAGGCUGCUGCUGAAUCCAACUUGAAGAAGGUCACUUUGGAAUUGGGUGGUAAGUCUCCAAACAUUGUCUUUGACGAUGCUGACGUUAAGUCCACCAUCCAACACUUGGUUACUGGUAUCUUCUACAACACUGGUGAAGUGUGCUGUGCCGGUUCCAGAAUCUACGUCCAGGAAGGUAUCUACGACAAGAUUGUUUCCGAGUUCAAGAAUGCAGCCGAAUCACUUAAGAUCGGUGACCCAUUCAAGGAAGACACCUUCAUGGGUGCCCAAACCUCUCAAUUGCAAUUGGACAAGAUCUUGAAGUACAUCGAUAUCGGUAAGAAGGAAGGUGCCACCGUUAUCACUGGUGGUGAAAGAUUCGGUAACAAGGGUUACUUUAUCAAGCCAACCAUCUUCGGAGAUGUCAAGGAAGACCACCAGAUCGUCAGGGAUGAAAUCUUCGGUCCUGUUGUCACCAUCACCAAGUUCAAGACCGUCGAAGAAGUCAUCGCCUUGGCCAACGACUCCGAGUACGGUUUGGCUGCUGGUGUUCACACCACUAACCUCAGCACUGCCAUCAGUGUUUCCAACAAGAUCAAUUCCGGUACCAUUUGGGUCAACACCUACAAUGACUUCCACCCAAUGGUUCCAUUCGGAGGUUACUCCCAAUCUGGUAUUGGUAGAGAAAUGGGAGAAGAAGCCUUGGACAACUACACCCAGGUCAAGGCAGUCAGAAUUGGUCUUAGCCAGUAA